UGAUGGAGUUGACUGAUGGGGCUUGAGGGAAGGGAAAAGAACCCCCAAAGGCUUGGAACACCCCAGCUGUGGGGUCUUUGCCAGCAGACUCAUCCCUCCCACCUCAGCCUUGCCUUUGGAGGGAUUGAAGUUCGCAUCUGCUCCUGGCUGGGGUCUGGAAUGGAGUUUGGGUGCCCUGGGGCAGGGAGCUGAAUUAGGAGAGCCCUGCCCUGCGGGCCCAUUCCGGUGCCCUGAUUUCCAACCCAGGGAUGGAUGAGUCCAUCCUGUCCAUGUUAGGUCAGGGAGGCCGUGUGGGAGGGGGCCACACCAUUGCAGCAGCCUGAGAUUAUCACCCUCUCAACCUCUGUCCCUGCCCCAGAGACCCUGGGAUGAGGGCUCUUAUCAGUUAGGGUCAUGGUCCUUCAGAGAAGGACAAAAGGACCUCGAAGGGCUGAGUGGAGGAUAGUAGCUGGGGUGGAAGUGAGGGAGAUGGUGGGAGGUGCCCAUAAUUUUGGAGAUGAAAUUCCAGACACAUGAUCUGAUAAAUGAAAUUGAGAUUUUUCUUCCCCCAGAAAAUAUCGGGCAUGAUGUCAUAUCCCUUCAGGUUAAAGGCUGAUGGGUGAUUGAAGUUAGAUUGUCAGGCCAGGCCCGGUGGUGCAGGGGCCUCUAAGAAGGAGGUGAGUAAAGGUGGUGCCCAGCAGCAGGGGGUUUGGUCCCCUUGACCUUUCAAGCUUUCUCCCUUCCUUCUCAUUACAUCCUGUUUUCCUCUCAAGUUCAGAGCAGUGGGACAGGUGACUCAGAUGUUCCCUCCGAGUAUGACUGCAGAGGCCUGGGUAGGAUUUUGGUCCAGGAAAAAGCCUGGCUCCUCCCCUUCUGUCUGGCCCCUGGCGCCCAUCUUCUAAGGGAGUGCCCUCCCCCAGGGACUGCUCCUGCAUCACUCUGCCUCGGAAACUCCUGUUGCUCAGCGACCAGUCCCUGCUGCCUCUCGAGCCUUGCCAGCGGGGGGUGGGGCAGAGUGGGAGCAGGGGGGAGUGUCCAAGCAGGCCAGGUGGGGCUGCAGCACCCACAGGUGCAAGCCCCUGACUCAGCUCUGUUCUCACACUUGAACUGGUUGGUGGUAGAACAAUGUCUCUCCUGGGAUUCAGGCAACUUUCCCUGUCCCCUGUCCCAUUCCUUCCUGCGCUCUGAACCAGCUUCCCCAAUCCACGACCUCGACCCCAUCACCUGGCCCUACCCUUCCUGGGCCCAUUCCCGGUCCCUUAUUCCCAGGCUUCCUUUCCAAGUUUCUGACACUUCUUUCCCAUGAAGAUGAGUGAAGCUUAGAAGAAAUCACUAAUUUAAAAGCCCUUUAAAAACCUGAGGCUCCAUACUUGCUAACGAUCUUGACCUUGACUUCCAUGCCCUUGGCCGGGAACAUCUUCCCUCAUGGACUCCCAUCUCGGGGUGUGUUUGCUCUGCUCUUGGCGUGGAUGGGAGGGCCCCAGUGUGGAGAGUGGCCUAGGGUGUGAGGAGAUACCCUGUGUUUGGCCCACAUUUCCUGGGUCAUUUUCCAGGGCAGCUGGUUUCUCUUCAAUCCUGUUGUCCCAUCAGAUUGAGUGCUGGUUUUUGGUUGGGAAAAUAAAGCUUCUGAAACUGAAGAUGUGUGUGCCACAAUGAAUUCAAUGUGCCCCCUUCUCCUCUGUUUGGAAACAAGGAAGGCAAGAUUGGCAGAGGGGUUUAUCCCCAGCUCCAUCCCAGGAGGCUCUGACUUGGGCCUUCUCAGGUCCCUGCCCUUCUCAUUGGCUCUUUCCCUCCCCUGGUUUCCUGGGGACCAGAGCAGGGGAAUAAAGGCAAGGAGUGGUGGGAGGGAGCCUGUUUCUGCUGUGUGGGUUGUCUGCUGGCUCCUUCCCUGAGCCAGACACUGAUGGAGACACCUCUUGAGAAGGCCCUGACCACUAUGGUCACCACCUUCCAUAAAUAUUCAGGGAGAGAAGGCAGCAAACUGACCCUGAGCAGGAGGGAACUAAAGGAGCUAAUCACGAAGGAGCUAUGUCUCGGAGAGAUGAAGGAGAGCAGCAUCUGCGACCUGAUGAAGAGCUUGGACAAGAACAGUGACCAGGAGAUCGACUUCAAGGAGUACUCGGUGUUCCUGACCACGCUGUGCAUGGCCUACAACGACUUCUUCCUGGAGGACAGUGAAUGACCAGGGCUUAGCCCCUUCCCCCAGGUCUCUGCAGCUCUCUGGACCCUUGCCCUCCUCUCCCUUCUGCCCUCCCUGCUUCAGCCUUCCCUUCCGGGGGGGAAAUAAAGAUUUUCCAU
Molecule: messenger RNA, 2277 nt
Organism: Ailuropoda melanoleuca (giant panda)
Lineage: Eukaryota; Metazoa; Chordata; Mammalia; Carnivora; Ursidae
Product: protein S100-A5
Exons: 3
Coding region: 1883-2161 (92 amino acids)
Cellular component (GO): nucleus
Molecular function (GO): transition metal ion binding; calcium ion binding; calcium-dependent protein binding
Source: RefSeq, a predicted model, not a curated record